AGCCACACACGCUCUACAUGAAGAAAUCCACGGUUCACAUGAGCAAUUGUAAAUUGCUUAUCUACGCUCUCCAUAGCAAAUGUCAACAGCUCACAUCCUUUCAGAGUCUAAGACAAAAUGGAGGCAUGUAAUACCUGGAUCGCCAUAAUCUUCAUUCUAGUAGCUGGAACUGUACCCAGCAUCAAGGCGGAAUGUGAAGACUACAGUCCAUGCACUUGUGGUCAGAACGCUGAAGGCAAUUUGUAUAUCAACUGCAUCGAUGUCUUACCAACAGAUAUUCAAGCUGCUUUUAGCAGAACGAUUGCUCCCGAUAUCUACAACUUGGUGAUGAUCCUUCCAGCAUCCGGAGGAGAUAUUCCAGCCGAUUUGUUAUCCGGCAAACGCGUUCUUUUAAUCGAUAUAAUUGGCCCAAGCAGAGAUUCUUUUCAACUUGUUAUGGACCCCGGUGCCCUUCGUUCUUCCAGCAGUUACACCAAGCAGCUGGUCAUCUCUAAAUGCAACCUGAUCCAGCUAGACUUUUCUUUUUUGCGGGGCUUUUCGAGAUUGGAAGAACUUCGUUUGGACUCUGUUUCCAACAUUAAACCCAUUGAAAAUCUUCCUCCAUUGGCAAAUUUGGUUGGAUUAGCAAUUGAUAAUAGCCAGGGAUUUGAAGCUUUAACAAGCUUCCCCGCUGUGGCAUUUUCCCGACUCAAUCACCUCUACUUAUAUAAUGAUGCGUUAAAUGAUUUGGCAACCGGAAUUAUAUUAAAUGCUUUCGUUUCCAGCUUAUCGGCCAACACCUUAGAAGUGCUGACUUUAUCGAAAAACAUGAUUACUCAAGUCCCACAACAGGUCACUGCGCUACCCAGCCUUCUAAAUUUUGCAUUAAACAAUAAUAAUAUUACGUUAAUCACCACCGGUGCACUUUCGUUGGUUGCUCCGAGGAAAGUUUACCUCAACAAUAUGUCUUUGGACGCAAUUGAAGCUGAUGCUUUUCAAGGAGAUUACAGCUAUGCCGAAAUCGAUUUGACCAACAACAAUCUUGUUUCCUUUGAUUACUUGGUUUUCCAGCCCAUUUUGACACAGAUGGCUGGCAUAGCAAAUUCCACUGGCACUAUCUACCUUGUGAACAAUCCCUUUUCUUGUGACUGUGGACUAGCGUGGCUCAUUCGUGACAAUCCAAAUCUUCUCAAAGCUACAAGUGGAGCAACAUGUGCCAAUACCACCAGCUUCGGAGAUUUGAACCCUGGUGGCUACCUUGAUUGUUGAGCAUUUUAAAAGAAACCUAAAAACAGACACUUUAUUCCAG
Daphnia carinata is the source of this 1288-nucleotide messenger RNA. Its product is annotated as oplophorus-luciferin 2-monooxygenase non-catalytic subunit-like. The transcript is spliced from 4 exons. NCBI's taxonomy places the organism in Eukaryota, Metazoa, Arthropoda, Branchiopoda, Diplostraca, Daphniidae. Bases 118 to 1248 code for a protein of 376 amino acids. The record is from RefSeq and is a predicted model, not a curated record. Gene Ontology annotation, cellular component: membrane.